CCUAUUAUGCUUAAAGUAAAUAAUAUGCUUGAAUCCUUAGAAGCUUUUGAAUAUGUCGUUAAAUCAGCUACCAAAUCUAGUAGGUUUGCAUUUCACAACAAUUGGAAUAUUAUUGAAAAAUCUCAAAAGAGAAAAAAAAAUACUCAACAUGAUUAUUGUCUCAUAUAUAUUAGAACUACUGUAACAGAAUGUAACUCAACUACAAAUGUUCCAAAUAGUAAGAUAAUAUGGAUUAUUACAAAUAUUGUACUUAAUCAUAAUCAUAUUCUUUUUGGUUCAGAUGAAAUUGUAACUUUCCUUCAAUAUCAUGCUAUGAGCCUAAAUCAGAAAAGUCUUGUAUAUUAG
Molecule: messenger RNA, 345 nt
Organism: Cetraspora pellucida
Lineage: Eukaryota; Fungi; Glomeromycota; Glomeromycetes; Diversisporales; Gigasporaceae
Source: the annotation of a GenBank genome assembly